GCUGAUUCGAAACCAGGCUUUAUGGUGGGCAGUUUUCUGGACACUUUGUCUUCUGUUGGUCAAGGGGUUUCCCACAAAGAAGCACAGAGCAAAUCAAAUCAAGAACAGGAGCAGCACGUCUCUAGAGCUGCACAUUGCCUAUACAGCUGGAGUGUCGCUUACUGCCCCCUGCUAAAAACAGGUGGUACUUCAAGCUUGAAUUGCUCACAUGGGUCGCAGGGGGCUGGAGCCUAUCCCAGCUAACAUUGGGCGAAAGGCAGGGGACACCCUGGACAGGUCGCCAGUCCAUCGCAGGGCCACACAUAGACAGACAUACACUCACACUCACCUCCACAUCCACAUCCACAUCCACAUCCACAGCAAUUUUUUUGGAGACACCAAUUAACCUAGCCUGCAUGUCUUUUGGAUGGUGGGAGGAAGCCGGAGUACCUGGAGAGAACCCACACAGACACAGGGAGAACAUGCAAACUCCACACAGAAAGGCCAGGGCAACCAGGGUUUGAACCCACAACCUCCUUGCUGUGAGGCGACAGUGCUAACCGCUGCACCACCGUGCCGCCCUUAAUUUUUAACACGUUAUUUAAAAAAAUUAUUAAUAUCAAUAAUUUAACAUGUUAAAUCGACAACCCUAAAAUUGACAUUAACCAAUAAUAUCAUACUGUAGCCUGCUUUUUACAAUCCUAUCAGAUCCAGAUGGAUUAAAUCAAGUUCCGCUCUAUAUAAUGUUCUGCUGAAUAUACACAUGGUCAUGUCACAUUAUGUAUUUAAAUAAAAUAAUCAACAUGAAAUGGUGUUCGCAACCCAUUUUAUUUCUGUAAUAUGACAUAUUUUUGCUUGAAAUAGGAUAGUAAAUUCGAAAAAAUGAAGGUUGGGACUUUAUUUGAAUGACUGAAUGGUGAAAACAGGUCUCUGGUGAAAAAUAAGAGGGCUUAGUGAUGUAGGCUGAAAAGGAAAAAUGAAAUUUCAGAGGCAAGUAAAUCAAACAUUUUGUUGAACGAUUACAAGGAGAAGCAUUUUUUUUUCUUUUGAGAUAAUAUGCACUGAUGAAUCAUUCACAAUAAGAUCAUAUAAGAUUUCAUGUUGACUGUAAUAAUAAUAAUUAGUAUUAGAACUAAUUCAAUAAUAAUAACAACAAUUUAUAGUUACAAAAAUAAAAGAAUUAGAUGACUUUUGCAUCUUUUAAAAAGUCAGAACAUUUCCGAAAAUCUGAAAGGAAUUCCUUUCAUCCAUCUCAUUUUUUAGGCUUGAGUCUUUCAUUGGACAUGAUUAGUACCAAGCAGCAAAGUGCUUUGGAGUACUGUCAUGGAUUCAGGACAACGGGAAGCUUUUUUUGUCUUUUUUUCUUUCUUUUUUGAACCCACCGCAGACUUUACGUCUCCAUAUUGAAGUAAACCAGAUGAAAGAGAUACAUAUCCCUUAAUGUGUAAUCAUUUACCUGCAUGCACUGUCCCAACUCCUGAGUCUUCCUCCAGGAAUUCAUAGUCCCUCUCCUUCCGACGAAUGCAGAAUUACCCAUAAUGUCAAACAGCUGUCAAGAGAGCGAGCCAUGACUGUUUCAGACAGAGCGAGAAAGAAUGAGACUGCAGUACCAAGCGUGCAAUUCCUCUUACUUGUUGAUGUUUCUAUUCUGUCUGUUUUGUUAUGUUGCUAGUGGUAACUAAAUGAAGCAUCGAUUGACAGAUAUGCAGCAUGGAAAUGAAGAAUUGAAGAAAACACUUUUUUUUAUUUGCUGGCUUAAAGGAAUAGUUCACCCCAAAAAAUUGUCAUACUUCACUUGCCCUCAUGCUGUCUCGCACCUGUAUUACUUAAGUUAACCUCAAUCAGCAAUCAAUGUCAUUGCAUUUUUGUUUUCGUAUAAUGAGAGUGAAUGGUGUCUAAGAAUCUUCUUUUGUGGUCCUUGGAAAAAAGGAAGUAAUAUGGGUUCGAACAUCACGAGAGUGAGUAAAUGAUGACAGAAUUUUCAUAUUUAAGUGAAGUAUAAUUUUAAUAGAGACUGCUGAAGUCUACCAAAAGUCUGGGAAAAAGGCUUUUCCUGGAGUAUUAAAGCUAAAGAAGGCUCUUAAAUUAUCGUCAUGAUUUCAACUAAUCCCGUUCCAAAAUCCACCUGAUAUGCUUUCAUAUGUUAGACAUUUCACUCCAGAUGGGUUUAUUUGAAGCCCAGACAUCUUUUUUCAUAUGGGCCAUGAGGUCAAAGCUGUAUAGAUUGGAUAUGGUGUUGAACUAAGACAGAUCCUCUAACUGUCUUCAUGUGCAUGACGAAAUUUCGUAGAAGUAUUUAUCUUUGUGCCUCACUUGGGGCUUUAUACAGAAUGAAACCUGGUGCUUUCAUGUAAAUAAUGUUUGUUAGAUCACCAGAUGUUCUGCUGUGGAUUGUAAGGUAUCCUGUUUGUUCUUCUCAGGUCAGAGGUCAUGGUGGCUCCAAAGAUGUCAGGCAGAUGCUUUUGGACAUUCAGAGGCAGAACCAGCUGAGGAGCAUUCCAUCUUCGCAGCCCCGUCAUAAGAGGAGAUGGUCGCAGAUUCACUCAGAGGGAGGUCUUCCUAAACCUGCUAAACAGGAGGAAGAGGAACCCUUCAUUUUGGACCUGAAGAACUUCCCUGAUCUUGCCAAUGCAAACCUGGGUUCCCAGAACCCAAACAUUCAAGUCACUAUUGAGGUUGUGGACAACCCUCAGAUGGAGAUUGAGAUGGACUUGGUCAAGGAGAGCAGGAAUGACUGGUCAUUGAGCUCUGAGGAGUGGCUGGACCAUAAAAAGCUCUUCUGGCCUCUCUUCUGGGAAUAUCAUGACUCUAGUGAAGAAGGUCCAGGGCAGGGCAGUCUGGAAGAGAACGGUGAGGACCUCAGCUAUGAGGGAGAAGAUUCCCUUUUGAGCGGGGUGGGUGCGGACUGGAACCAACGAUGGAAGGCCUGGGACUCCAUGGACAAUUAUGAAUAUGAGGACGAAGAGUGGAGUGACUGGUCUCCAUGUAGUGUCACCUGUGGUCAUGGCAAUCAGAAGAGGAUACGUUCGUGUGGCUAUGCCUGCACUGCCACUGAGUCACGGACAUGUGACCUUGAGCGCUGUCCAGAUGACUUAAUUCCUGUGACAGAACCAACUCUUCAUGAAACGGCAAACAGCACAGAGCUUUUUGGCUCAGAUGUCGACAGCUGUGAGAAGUGGCUGAACUGUAAGAAUGACUUUCUCCAGAAAUACCUACACCAGGUCCUGACUGAACUACCCAACUGCCCUUGUGUCUACCCAUCUGAGGUGGUCUACAACGCUGUCAACAUUUUUGAUAAGAAGUUACAAAAAACGUAUCGCUGGCGAGAUGCCAGUAGCCCCAAAGAGAGGCUGGACAUCUACAAGCCCUCUGCAAAGUUCUGUGUUCGCUCAAUGCUCUCUUUUGACAGCACCACAUUGGCGGCUCAGCACUGCUGCUAUGAUGAUCACAUGAAGCUCAUCACACGAGGUAAGGGGGCCGGGGCCCCCAACCUCAUCAGCACAGAGUUUUCCCCAGAGCUUCAUUACAAAGUGGACGUGCUCCCUUGGAUCCUGUGUAAAGGAGACUGGAGCCGCUUUCAUUCGGUUAGGCCUCCCAACAACGGUCUACAGUGUACUGAAAACCCUCAGGAGGAUGUGUAUAUGAAUGAACUAGAAGAGGCCAGGGAGUACUGAUUCAGUCCUGAGGGGUUCUGAUACACAAAUUUUCUUUGCAAUAUCAGAUUUUCAACCUUUUCAUUAAUUGUGGAGUGAUCUAUGGAGCAUUACUGAACUAUAUGGAAGUUUUUUCAAUAUGUUAAUGCUGAUUGGAUCACUUAUUUUACAGAUCUUAAACGAAUGUUCCGGGUUCAAUAUAAGUUAAGCUCAAGCGACAGCAUAUGUGGUCUUAUGCUGAUUACAACACACACCAAAUAAUUUCAACUCAUCCCUUGUACAUUCUAAAAAAUAAAAAAUAAAUAAUUGUUACUGUAAGGCACUUACAAUGGAAGUGAAUGGGGCCAUGCAAUAAAUGUAAAAAUACAUACUGUUUCAAAAUAUAGCUACAAGACAUAAACAUUGUAUGUGUUAACAUUUUAAUGUGAUAAAUUAGCUUACUAACCUUUUCUGUGUAAAUGUUUUUCUUAUAUUACAUCUUCAUUGUUAUGACAAUGUAAUGCUGUAAUCUGGUAAACCCAGUAACUCCUGUAAAUCCCUGAUUUUAUUUCAUAUAUCAUGUUAACGUGUAAAACAUUUACAUUUUCUGGCUUAACUAUUAAAACAGUGUGUAUUUUAACAUUUAUGGAUGGGCUUCAUUCACAUCCAUUGUAAGUGUCUUACUUUAAAAAAAAAAAAAAAAACUUUUUUCUUUUUUUUAAUAAGCGAGGGCCGAGCCGAAAUUAAUAUUUGUGGUAAUGAUCACUGUACCACAAAUGCUGUCGCCUGAAUUUAUUUUAAAAAUGAACCUAGAAAAUUCUUUUAACUGUCAUUGGUUUUGAUUUAGCUCUGACUAAAUAUGUACUUCUAGAGAUACGCCUAGAGAUUUAUUAAAAGUAACAUCUGGAUUGGGACUAAGGCUGAGAGACUGUCACGUACUGUUGUGUACAGCUGAACUACAAUAACACUGGUUUAACAUGUUGGUCAAGAGCCCAGAUUGGAAGACCGUGAUGCAAUUUUCUUUGUUUUUAUUUUUUUUCUCUGACGUUGCUUAUGUGCUGCACACUCCAACAAUGUUCAUUGAAGGUCCUACAAUGGCAUUUCCUGGAACAAAUUUGACUCUAUUUUCAUUGGUUUGCAUUUUGUUUUUCUCCAGUGUCCUCAAAGACUUAGAUCUGCCAUUAAAGGAAUUCAAAUAAAGCUGCUAAUAUCAUGAGAAAUUCAAAAGUGCAACAGAAUGCUGAUUUUGUUGUCUUAGACCUGAAGCUCAAUCUUGACCUCGCUCCAGUCCGGGCAAGAUCAGUCCAAGCAAAUCAAACACAAGUCCCAGUGUCACUUGCACACAGAUUCAACAAUUUCUGAGAAUAGUUCCUGUAUAUUAUUACUCCAAAUAUACACAGACCUUGUGUCAUAGGACAAGAUAUUUAUUCAUAAUGAUUUGACCUUUAACAUACCUUUCAAAAGAGCAAAAUUGGCCAAACUGAGAAGCAAUAGGAAACCUUUUUUGAACUUGCCUUGACAUCCCUUAGCAAUGGGAGGCUUGUUAUUUAAAAUCUUAAGUAUAAUUGGAUCCCAUUCUGUUUUUUUUUUCUUUUCUUUCAACACAACCCAGCUUUGUACUGAAUGCAAUAUGAGACACCCGCUUGACCCCAGUGUAGGGGGUUGUUGGAGUUUGGCUGAUGGAUUGAAGUCUUCCUCUAAAGGUAGGGGCAACACUUUGGGUGUGAACGAACAGCUCUCUAAAUACAAGUCGUAUUUCAACAUCUUGGUUCAUUCUUGAAUCCCAAUCAAAGCCUAGAAGCUUACCUGAGAUGUUGCUUGAAGGACCUAAGCCUUUCUUGUCAGCAUGGGUCUUUAUCAUGAUCUGUCUCUUUGUGAGGUGUUGAAACAGAAUGCUGGUGAUUUGACUCCGAAAACAACCGCUGACAGACGACAAUUCCAUGUAGCAAUAAAAACAUCCACUUUGAAUGACAUCUUACUGUGUGACUUUAAGCACAAAAUACUCCUAUGUGCAUUCCUUAUAAUACAUCUGUAAGGUGCGAUAGCGAGACAAACAGACCCAAAUGCAGAGGAAUGGUGAAAAGGAUUUAUUUAUAUUAGAUAUGAGCAGUCACUGUGUAUGUCAAGGGUCCCGGCUGCAGCGGCGUGGAGGGAUGACUGAGAAGUGAAUGCGCCAUGGCCGUGCAAGGGGCAAUCCACGAAGAGUGUUUUCGUUGAAUGAGUGUGUUGUGGAAGUCAGGAAUAGAUUCAUGGAAUACUCCGUUGAAGCUUAGUGAAGUGCAGAACAAUGCCCAGCAGGGUAGGGCUCCUGACACGUGGGCAAAGACGAGGUAUCCUCCUUGGAUUCCAGUUGACACACAGUGAACUGGAAGGCAACCACACAACCAACACACGGACAACCAACAGAUAUAUGAGACAGGACCAGAGGCAGAGAGAGUAAGGUUAGUUACUUCAUACCCAACAUCAAUACUGCAAGACAUUCAGUCAACGCUGAACUACAUUUAACAUUCAAUCAGACAAUCCAGCAAAAGACAUGACACACAAGGGGCAGGUGACGAUCGCAGCUGAAAGUUGGCAUGAACAGCAUUUCCAUGGAAACAAUCAGGGUUCCCAUGGAAAUGCUGAUUCUGCAUGCCAGUGGCACCUGAAACACAUGAGGGUGAAAACAACAAGAUGCUUGGAACAAAAUAAACAGAACAUGGAGCAUGAGCGUCCAGAUCCCGACACAGACCAAACCGAACUCAUCAGACAAGAACCCAACUUGACAAGGUGAAAGGACCGUGAAAUCAUCAAACUGCUUUCAGACUUUUUUUAUUGGAUUAAAUAAUCAUUUAAAAUUAUUCUGCAAGGUUUAGUGUGGCAGACACAUUGAGUGAGGCUAUUGAACCUUUACAGUAACUUCAAGGUUCAUGGUUCAAAUUCCAGGUUAUACACUUACCAGUAUAUACCAGCAGUAUGUUUAUUAAGAGCACAUUCUCCAAUGCUGUUGUGAUCUUGAGGUGCUCUAAUACAAAAGCCAUUACAUAAUUUGGGGUUUUAGUGCUGGUUUGGAUUUCCUCUUCACUUCCUUUCUGGAUCCAGGCAAUAUUUCUGUCAUGUAAAACUUCAAUUAACAAUGCAUUUGCCCAAAAGCUUGGAAGCUUAUAAAGUGAUUCCACAGAUUUGAGCGUCAUGGAUCGUGGCUCAGUAUUUUUAGCAUUUAUUUUGUAUGGCCCUUCGUCUCUUACACCAUUGUCAUAUAGUCCUGCUUCUUGAGAUCUUUCUUCUUGUUCAGUUGAGGUUUAGCUCUAACUCUAAAUAAACUACUAGAACUGAAACAGCUAAUCAAGGUCUUCAGGUUCUCUUGAAAAUUACAGACAAUUGUUUUAAGACUAUGGUUGCAACAAAACACUGCUGGAAAGAAGAUCUUCAAGAGAAGGAUUAGGCACCCCUGCCUUGCACACAUUAUCAUAUCUUAUGAUCACUGUCAGAUCUGAGCUAAACCAUGAAGAUAUUUUCAUUGGGUAACAAAAAGUGCCAGCCAUCAAAACAUUAUGCGGUCCAGCUGUGGGAAUGCUGGUAUGCAUUCAAAUCCUUUGCUCGCAGUUAUUGUAUAUUUGUUUCCAAUGGUACUAACUUGGAUUUCAUGAACUUUAUGGUACUGUGUGUGUAGGGGUGCUUUCAAAUUACACAAAUCCUUAGUCACAAUGUGUAUUUGGCUGAGUAUUGACUUUGGCCUGAUAAUAUUUUUUAUAAUGUUGAUCAAGUCCUCUGCAGUAUUUCAAGGUAUGUUCGCAAAUGCCCAAAUGUACACCUCAACUGGGAAAUGUAGUAUCUUACUGUAUUUUUAUUCACAAUACCAACUGUUAAAGUUCACAUGUAAUACACAAUUUUCUAGGUACAUUUGAUUAUAUGAUGCAUCACCUUUCAGGAAUUCAAGAAGAAAGGCACUUUAUUUAAUACAGAUAACUGAAUAUCUUUACUGUAUGUGUAUAUACAAUCAUAUUUUCAAUUAUACCUGUAAUAUACAAUUUACCAGCAUUGUUUUAUUUCUGUUAUUAUUUUAAAGGGAUGAGUUAAAAAAAUAUAUUUUUAAAAAUAUAUUUUAUGUCAUGUAAAGUUUUGGCAUGUCAUUUUGACCCCUUAGAUAUAUAAUUGUACAGUAUUUAUUGCUUUUGAUUUUGUAACUCAUUGCUAUGAAGUGGACAAUCAAAUAAUUCUAUGCACUAUAUAAAUCUAAGUGAUACGUUCUUUUGGGGAUCUUUGUUCUGUGAAAAGGAAAGUGCCAUAUCCCACACACCAUUCUACUUCAAUAAUAUUUUUUUUUUCAGCCAACUGUCAUCUUUCUUUGUAUCAAGCACUCUG
Messenger RNA from Xyrauchen texanus (razorback sucker), 7955 nucleotides. RefSeq names its product isthmin-2-like. The transcript is spliced from 7 exons. Lineage: Eukaryota; Metazoa; Chordata; Actinopteri; Cypriniformes; Catostomidae. The record is from RefSeq and is a predicted model, not a curated record. The coding region runs from base 2337 to 3653 and encodes 438 amino acids.